CUGUUAAUUCUCAGUCGUUGUUCAGACGUGUAUCCUUAACCACGUUGCCCUGUUUCUCGCGUUAUUGUGCGGUUGUUUGAAACAUAUUCUUAUUUUAUACUAAUCCUAAUGGCUAAAUACGUGAAUUACAGUGAUUUUCUAUCUCCAAAUUAGUUUUUGUUGUGAUUUGAAAGACAUUGGACAAUAACUUCAUAUUUGAAGAUAUAUUCGUUUAAAAUUCAACUUGGCGACAGCAUACAUGCAUCACUAUUUGAACGAGCUCUUACAAAAAAUGACAAUUACAUUGAAGUAUCGAGUCAACCCUAUUUAUUAUUCAGAUUACUCGGAUACGAUUUAGGCUCGCACCUGAAAUUAUUUCAGCUAAAACGUACGCUCUGCCAUUGGCUAUAUAAUUUCGAAUACUAUAAAUACGGUGUAUAUCCGAAAGACAUAACCUGAUAUUUGGUGUCUGAUUAACUAAGAGGCAUUUAUUUUAAGAAAAUGGACAUCGUGGCUAAUUACCACCCUGUCUUCAAAGCGUUCCUCGCUGGCUCGUUUUCGGGGACUUUCAGCACGAUUCUCUUUCAACCACUGGACCUGGUGAAGACGAGACUUCAAAACUCGAGUCAGCAUGUUGUUGCGGCGACAGUCAACGGCCGAAUCCAACCCGGCAUGAUUACGAUAUUCGUAAACAUCAUACGCCAAGAGCACAUAGCUGGUCUAUGGAGAGGCAUGGUGCCGUCCAUAGCUCGUUGUGUACCGGGCGUUGGCUUGUAUUUCUCAUCAUUACAUUGGCUCAAGUCUAAAAUGGGCAAGAAUAGGCAAGACUUGGGAGCUUUGGAGGCUAUCGCUCUGGGAGUCGUUGCGCGAUCAAUGAGUGGAAUUGCAUUAAUACCUAUCACUGUUAUUAAAACUAGGUACGAGUCAGGAGUUUACAAAUAUAAUAGUCUAACCGGUGCCUUAAAAGCCAUUUAUAAAGCGGAAGGUUUCCGUGGUUUGUCUUGCGGAUUGGGUCCGACACUGGCGAGGGACGCGCCCUUCUCGGGACUAUACCUCAUGUUCUACACACAGACGAAAAAAGUUGUACCCAAAGAAUACCUACAAUCUCCAGCGUCAGCGAGUGUGGUACAUUUCUCUUGCGGUAUAAUAGCGGGUAUAGCGGCUUCGCUCGCUACAAAUCCGGCGGACGUCUUGAAGACCAAAAUGCAACUGUACCCGGACAAAUUUCCGAACGCAUUCAGCGCGGCGAUGUAUGUGCAUCAGACUUAUGGGGUCCGAGGCUAUUUCAAAGGGGCAGUUCCGAGGAUGUUACGAAGAACCCUAAUGGCGGCGACGGCUUGGACAGUGUUCGAAGAAAUAACUCGAUCUAUUGGCUUGAAAUAAGUUAUUGUUUUUUUUUUAUUUCGUUUUUAAACUACUCUUUUUGGGUAUUUUUACUUAUUGUUCCUUGUUAAUGGUAUCAGUUAUCUACGUUUUGUAGCAAUUAUUUAUAGUUUUCUAUAGAAUAAGAUAAUAUUUUUUUUUAUUGUAUUGAAGUAAAUAGUUCAUAUUUAUAAGCCAAUAGGUAGUUACGUAUAAUUGUUCAAAUUUUUUAAUUAGUAUAGUAGAGAUAAUGUGAUAUUGUUGUUUAU
Molecule: messenger RNA, 1610 nt
Organism: Nymphalis io (European peacock)
Lineage: Eukaryota; Metazoa; Arthropoda; Insecta; Lepidoptera; Nymphalidae
Product: mitochondrial glycine transporter-like
Exons: 6
Coding region: 481-1362 (293 amino acids)
Biological process (GO): glycine import into mitochondrion
Cellular component (GO): mitochondrial inner membrane; mitochondrion
Molecular function (GO): glycine transmembrane transporter activity
Source: RefSeq, a predicted model, not a curated record